AUCAGCUGGCAGUUUUCAGUCAUUAAUUUUUUAAAAACUAGAAGGACUCAAUUAAGUGAUUUAGGAAGUUUUCAAACACUCUUUUUUUGAAGUAUCCUUACGCCGAUGGCAAUACUUUUUUCAAUGCCGAGCCCUUGUUACCGCUCAUAAAAUGGAUAGGAUUGUAAAAACGGAAAUAAAGAAGGAGGAGAUCACGGGAAUUCCUUCUAUUAGCCUCCAUGGCAUCGAAAACGCGCAGCUGGAGGAAGCAGGCGAUGAUGGGGAAACGGACUUGGAGGAGGACGAGGACUGGACGGAGGCGGACCUGGAGAUCUCGUCCUACCAGGAUGUGGACACCGAGGACUCGGAUGUGACGCUCACACAGGCUGAGACUGCGCACAGUCUGCCCCUGAGUCAUGCUCCAAUGCGCAAGUAUCCCUUCAAGCUGAAGCAGAACGAGUGUGGAAACAUCCUGACCGUACACCACACGGUCAAGGAAGCGGGCCAGCAACUGCGCAUCCAGAUAGCCGCCUGCUGCUUCAACGAACUGAGCAACAAACUGGUGGUCAUUGACAAGCGAGGCAACGUCUUCGUCUUUGACUUUGUGCACAAGCGCUACUGGCGCCUGGGCUUCCUGAUGCCCAGGGCCAAGCUGAUCCGCCCAUCUCCCCUGCACACCAGCGACUACAUUGUGGGCAACAAAACGGGCCAGGUGUUCAUCAUAGACGUGGACAACUCGAUGCUCGGCGCCCGCGGAGAGGUGGGCAACGCCGCUCUGGAGGAGAUUAGCUGGAGCAACCGACUGCAGAAUCCACGCUCCUCGAACGCCCUCAUGCGGUUCGGCAGCGAGGCUGUCCUGGUGAACCUGCACAGCCUGGAGGUCUCGCACCAGCUGGACUUCGAUGAGUCGCGCUACACGCUCAAGUUCGCCGCCUUCCUGCCCAACUCGGACCAGUUCUUCAUAGGCUUCUCCAACGACUCGCUGCACGUGUGGUCCUCGCACUCGCUGAGCACGCUGCGCAUGGCCCAACCGAUUAAGGCCAGGAAUCGGAAGCUCAGACUCCUGCCAGCGGGCGAAUCCAUUCCGGAAAUAGUCCUGCGUGGGCCGGAUGACAGCGACUUGGAGGAGGACUUGACGUUCGACUGCCAGGACCACGACUUUGCCGAUGGAUCGCUGCUCAACUACUGCUUCACCCCCGAUGGCAACAAAAUGUGCCUGAGCACCUUGGACGGCUAUCUUUUAAUGCUUAGUGUGGCCUCCUUUGACCUGGAGAAGCUCUAUCGUCUGACCGACUUCACUCUCCGCCAAAUGGCCUUUCUCGCGCAGCCAAAGGAGCGGAUAGUGUUCGGAAUCACGGCCAGAAACCAAGCCGUUAUGCUGGAUCUGAGCAACACGGACCACAAGCUGAUUGUGCAGCGCUCCAAUGCGAUGAGUUUGAGCCUGAGUCGGGAUGGCAAGCUGCUGAGUGUCACCUCCCGCUGCGGGGAGGUGAGUGUGUGGUCCACCUGCCGCCUGUUCAAUGCUCUGCAGGCUCAGACGCGCUGCCUCAACCAAGUGAAGGCGACGUUCAAGCAGCCUAAGCCACUGCCGCCUUGCAGUGUCAACGUGAGCCAGGAACUGCGGCACCUGCUCAAGCCAGAGCGGCUGAGGGCCAUGCUCAAGGAGUACGGCUGCUAUCCGGAGAAGUACAGGUUCCUCAUCUGGACCUCCCUCCUGGAUCUCCCCUGCAAUGGGCCGCAGUUUCAGGCGCUCAUCAAACUGGGCGCACCGCUGGUGGUCAGAAAUCAGGCCAAGAAGCUCAAGAUUCGCAACGAUGCCCAGCGGCGCGGGGUGAUCAAGAUCUGGAGCUGCCUGGCCCAGUGGUGCAAGGUCCUGGCCCACGCGGACUUCAUGCCGCACCUCAUCUACCCGUUUGUAAAGCAGCUGCCCAAGAACAGUCUGGUUUCCUUCGAGGUGGUCGCCACCCUGGUCCUGAAUCACUUCCAGUUGUGGUUCGAGUUCCAUCCGCUGCCGCCGUCCAAUUACCUGGCCAUGUGCGAGAAUAUCCUGCUGCACUGCGACGAGCAGCUCUGCAAGUUCUACAAGUCCCAGGAGGUCGUGGCCAAGGACUUCGCCUGGCCCCUCCUGAGCACCGCCUUCGCCGAGGUCCUCGAGGAGCACCAGUGGCUGUCGCUGUGGGACAACAUCGUCUCGGAACAGCCUUGGUUUCCCGUCUUCCUGGUGGUGGCCUACAACUUGAUUCAUCGAGAAAUCAUAGUUCGGCUGCCGGACAAGCGUUCUAUCCUCUCCUUCUUCCACGACCAGAAUCCAGUGGACAUCGGCAAGCUUCUUUCCAAGGCGCGCAGGCUGAUGGCCAAGUGCGAUCUCGCCCUGCACCCACAACGCUUCAUGCAGCGCUUUAGCGCCAUUCCGAAGGGCGUGUAUCCCAAGUUCCUGAAGUAUCCCAGCGAGUGGAUCGACCAGCAGGAGGAGCAGGCGGUGUCGCUGAUGAAGCACAACCAGGAGAUCGAUGCCCGCAUCCGGCAUUUAGAGCUGGAGGAGGUGCAGAUCAUGGAGCGCCUCGAGAACGGACUCAAGCAGGAGGAGCACGCCCGCCGCCUCAAGGAGAUGGAGAAGCUGUACCAGGACACCAUCCACCGCGAGGAGGAGCGCAUCACCUGCCAGCGCAAGAUGCUGCUCACCUACCAGAUGGAGGUGCGUCGGCGCAAGAGCGAGGUCAUCACCAAGCUGCAGGAGUCCGAGCAGCGGCGCAAGGUCCUGGAGAUGGAAAAGGAGAUUGAUCUGCUGAUGCACAGCAUCGAGCGGGAGCGGCGGCGCCACAACCAGCAAAUGCAGCUGGCCGAGGACGAGAUACGCAACCAGGAGAUGGAGCUCCUGGCGCAGCGCUACUACUCGGAGGCGCAGGGUGCUCCGCUGGCCCAGAAGUACUACGACAACAUCCAGAAGCUUUGCAGUCAGCGCGAUCAGCUGCAGAGGAACUUGCGUGAUAUGACCAUGGAACAGCUGCGCACUCCCGCCGCAACUUCAUCGCUGCAGUUCAAUCCCCAGCUGGUGGACAUCGAGAACUCCAUUCUGGAAAUCCAGCGCGAGUUUACGGAAAUCAUAACCACAGAGACGACGGCUAGGGGCAAUCUUUCUUAACUAUUAGCUUAUUGAGGCCUUUCUGUACAGAUAAUUGUCUAAGCUAGGAUUAUUUACAUGGCACUGGAACAUAGAUAGAUAAACAAGG
Molecule: messenger RNA, 3209 nt
Organism: Drosophila takahashii
Lineage: Eukaryota; Metazoa; Arthropoda; Insecta; Diptera; Drosophilidae
Product: TBC1 domain family member 31
Cellular component (GO): centrosome
Molecular function (GO): protein binding
Source: RefSeq, a predicted model, not a curated record